AUGGCCGCCGAACAGCGCAAGCUGCUUGAGCAGCUGAUGGGCGACCAAUUCAUGGGCGCCGGCACAUCUUCCAAAAGUUCCAAUCUCACUCUCACCUCCCCCAACGUAUGUCGAUCGUACCUAGUCGGCACAUGCCCACACGACCUCUUCACAAACACCAAGCAAGACCUGGGUGCUUGCCCGAAAGCGCACCCGGAAAAUCUCAAGAUGGAAUACGACGGCCUUUCAGCGGCGGAGAAGUCAAAAUACGGCUUUGAGUACGACUACAUGCGGGACAUGCAGAAAUACAUCGACGAAUGCAACCGGAGAAUCGACCAGGCGCAGAGACGGCUAGAGAAGACCCCCGACGAAAUCAGACAGACGAACAACCUGCUCAAGACGAUAUCAGAUCUGACGAAGACGAUAAACACGGGCCUACUGGAGGUCAAUUGCCUGGCCGAGAUGGGAUCCGUGUCACUGGCGUGCUCGGAGUUCUACAAAGUGCGCACGGCAAAAAUCGCGAAAGAGCAGGCGGAGCGAGACCUCAAGUCACUUUCAGAUACAAGUGGACCGUCGGGCCAUCAGAAACUGCAGGUCUGCGAUGUCUGUGGCGCGUACCUGUCUAGGCUGGACAACGAUAGGCGCUUAGCAGAUCACUUUUACGGGAAGAUGCACUUGGGCUACGCGCAGAUGCGGAGGACAUAUGAACAGCUGCAGAAGGAGCUGAAGGGCCGUCCGCCACCGGUGAGGCAGGAGGAAAGCAGCCCUGCCGGUCCACGAGGGCACGAUGAUGGAGGAUAUGGCGAUGGAGGUGUUGGAAGCGGCUGGGGAAGUCGAGGCGGAUACGGCGGGCGUGGUGGCUAUCGAGGAGGUGGAGGGUAUCGCGGGCGAGGUCGAGGGAGGUGGUGA
Rhinocladiella mackenziei CBS 650.93 is the source of this 888-nucleotide messenger RNA. RefSeq lists its product as uncharacterized. NCBI's taxonomy places the organism in Eukaryota, Fungi, Ascomycota, Eurotiomycetes, Chaetothyriales, Herpotrichiellaceae. The record is from RefSeq and is a predicted model, not a curated record. Gene Ontology annotation, molecular function: mRNA binding. Gene Ontology annotation, biological process: mRNA splice site recognition. The coding region runs from base 1 to 888 and encodes 295 amino acids. The transcript has a single exon. Gene Ontology annotation, cellular component: U1 snRNP; U2-type prespliceosome.